GUAGAAAUGACAACAAAAGUGACAAACUUCAAGCAAUGACAAGUUCACUGUUUUGAAGUGCUAUUGAAUAUACUAUUUAAUUUAACCGUUUAUAUUUAAAUGGCUAUAGUUAGUAUUUAUAAAUAGUAAAAAUGUCCGAGUUUCAUAAUCUUUUAUAUGGCACUACACGUAUUCGGAAAACAAUUCCAGUUCCAGAAUUGUCAAUUAGUGAAAAUGUGGAAAACAAUUUUUUACGUGAUUUUAAAAUUGACAAGAUGCGAAGGAGAAAACUUAAAAAACUGAAGCAAGAGGAAGCUGAUUUAAAAUUGAGAGCUCUAAGAGAAGAACUUUUGCAAAAUGAACAAAUUAAAGCACUAGAUUAUAAAUAUUAUAUUCCACGAUCUCAGGAAUAUUAUAUUUUAAAAAUGAAGGAAUUAGCGAACGAUACAAGUGGACUCCUACCGGAAUGGGAGGAAAAUAUCAAGAGACAACUACCAAAGGACUUGAAAAUAAAAUUUAAAAAAGUUUUCGAUAAUGUGAUGAAUGAAACACGAGAGCACUAUGUUGAAAUAUUGCAUGAAUUUGGAAUACGACAAGUUACAGCAGAAGAGGAUGAAGACAGAGGAUUUGAUGUACCAGUAGAUUUACCAUACAAAUUCCCUGGACAUACUGAAUAUCGAAUUGAAUUCUUGAGAAACCGAAGCAUAAUAGAGAAGAAGUAUUUUCUCUCUCAUAAAUUAAUCAGAAAUAUUGUGUUCAAAACGAAAAUUUUACAAAACUGGAUGUUGGAUUUUCGUAAAUAUCGAACUAAAGGUUUUAUGGAAUUGACACGAUUGCAGGAUUUAGUUGAGGAAGAUUUAAGAAAAGGUGAUUUAAUUGUAGCGAAUUCCUACUAUAAUAGUAUUGUUACACUAAUUUCACAACCAAGGUAUUUACACGAAAUUUCCUCGAAUUUAUUACCGUCAUUUUUGAAGUGUGCUUCCAGACUCCUGGCACUUCAAAUUAAUCGGCAAAUGAUGAAUACCAUUGAACAUUUACUCGAAGUAGUCAACGAUGCACUAACCAUUCCAGUGUUAAACGUAAAACUAAAGUGCGAAAAUAAUCAACUAUUCACUUCGCCGUCAAUAACCGAAAUUUAUUCGGCAUUUCAUUCUUUUAUUGACAACAUUGCAAAAACGGCUCGAUAUUUGCCAUCAUUGGAGACGUGGGUGAAUGAAAGAACUUCGAAUAAUUUCAUUCCAGUCACAUUGCCCGAAUGGUAUUUGCAACAAGUGCAUCAACUUCUCGAAGAGAAUUUGAAAACUGCCUAUCGUUCUUUAAAUGAUUACAUUGAGGAUCUUCGACAUCAGUUUAGUUUCAUUUGCAGUUCGGAAACUCAUCAAGAGAUUAUAAAUUACGUCGCAGAUGGUCAUGAUUUUAUCACCUACGUGGAUAAAGUGGAAGAGUUUAAGAGCUUCUUUAUGGAAAUUAAUAAAAUUACUAGGUUCGAAUACUUUUUAGUUGCAAAACUUCAUCAAGACGAUGCAAAAUUAGGUUUGAAACAUUAUGCAGAGGAAGUACAAAAUCAUAUCAUUAAGGAAUUAAUCAAAAGUCAUAGAAAUUUCAAUCUCGAGAUAUGUAGAGAAUUUGAAGAACUUGAGAGGAAAGCCUUAAAUAUUCCAGAAAACACCAAAGAUUUGCAGGAAUUGGGAAAAUUUAUGAUUCAUGCAACGACGAAUUUAGUCGCUCAACUCAAUGAAAAAGUAUCCCUUUCAUUAUUUAUGAUGUCUUCAUUACUUGAAAUGACCUCCUUGGACAAAGAUCACAUUGAAUUGAAUAACACGACAGUUAAUUGGUUGCAGCGCAUUAAAAUUAUUUUCGAACAAAACAGUUCACUAUUCGAGCAGAAGAAAUUCGAACUCGAGGAAUAUCUACAAAACAAAGUCAAUUCUCUCAAUGCGAAUAUUGAAGAAAUGUUCCCAAAAUUGCAAAUAAUGGACGAUAUGGACGAUGGAGAAAGAAUAGGAGAUUAUAUUGAAUUUAUGCGAAAAUUCAUAAGAAGCCUGGACAGAAUGGACGAGCAAAUCGAGUGGAUUAAUAGCGAGGAGGGACACUUUCAAUUUCCAUUGAGUGUUUAUCCGAAAGUGAAAGAACUCAAAGAAAUUAUCCUACCGUAUUAUUCUCUUAUUUAUCGCGCCUAUCAGUGGAAAAGAGAUGAGGGAGUUUGGCUAGAUGGACCUUUCGAGUAUCUCGAUGCAAUUAGUAUCGAGAAUAGGACGACGGAAUAUUUUACAGAUUUUUCGAAAACUAGUAAGACGUACAGGACGAAGAUCAAAAUGCAUAUUGCCAUGGGAUAUCCGUACAGUUUUGCAGGAUCCGUGGAUGAUCCAGAUCCUUUUCAGCAACCUGCACCAAUGAAAUUGUGCCAUCAAUUAUUAGACGAGGUUAAAUGGUUCAAGCAAUACGUUCCACUGGCUCUUUGCUUUUGCAAUCCUGCUCUCCGUCAAAGACACUGGGAUGAAAUGUCACUAAUUGCUGGUUUCGAUUUGACUCCAAAUGCUGGAACCACACUUCGGAAAAUGAUAGCCAUGAAUCUACUCGAAAAUUUGGAGGAGUACGAGAUUAUUAGUACGAGUGGAACAAAAGAGCUUGCGUUGCAGCAACUUCUUUCGAAAAUGAUCCACGAGUGGGACGACGUAGUUUUUACCACAAUGUCCUUCAAAGAUUCUGGUGUCAAUAUUCUGACACAAUUAGAUGACAUUGUUGCUUUAUUGGAAGAACAUAUCGUCAAAGUUCAAGCAAUGAGAGGAUCGGCUUUUGUAAAACCAAUCGAGGAGGAAGUGAAAAUCUUUUACGAAUUGCUUUUGAGAAUACAAAGAACUAUCGAAGAAUGGACAAAGGUGCAAGUUCAAUGGAUGUAUCUUCUGCCGAUUUUCUCCAGUAAAGAUAUUGUUGCGCAACUACCGGAAGAAGGAAUUUUGUUCUCGGAAGUUGAUUCAAUGUUUCGUAAGGCAAUGAAUGGAGUCUUCAGAGAGCCGAGAGUUAAAAACACCGCAGGCUCUUUGGGUCUCUACGAGAGUAUGAAAGACGCCAAUGAAAUAAUGGAGAAAGUACAAGAAGGAGUAGUAAAUUACCUCGAAAAGAAGAGACUAUAUUUCCCUCGAUUCUUUUUCCUUAGUAAUGAUGAUAUGUUGGAGAUUCUCUCCGAAACAAAGGAUCCCCUUCGAGUGCAGCCUCAUUUGAAAAAGUGCUUCGAGGGAAUAGCAAAACUCGGGUUCAAUGAAAGUUUGGAAAUUUUCUCCAUGUUUAGUGACGAUAAAGAAGAGGUGAAAUUCGAAAAUAUUAUUUCAACAACGGCAGCUCGAGGUUGCGUUGAAAAGUGGCUUGUGCAGGUGGAAGAGCAAAUGGUCAAAUCAAUAAGACACGAAGUUUUAAUGAGCUAUCGAGACUAUGAAAUAAACGAAAGAGUUUCCUGGGUUUUACUUUGGCCUGGAAUGGUUGUUCUUUGUGUCUCACAAAUUUAUUGGUGUAUCGACGUUCAAAAUUCUUUGAUUACUCACAUGAAAUCUGUUUUGGAAUCUCUUUACGAUAAAUUGAGGAGGCAGAUUUUUGACAUGGUCAAUAUUGUGAAAGGACGUUUGUCGAAGCAGAACAGAACGACUUUGAAUGCAUUGAUAACAAUCGAUGUACACGCCUAUGAUGUGGUAAAAUUAUUGAUCGAUAAAAAUGUGACAAGUGAAACUGAUUUUGAAUGGUUGGCGCAAUUACGAUAUUAUUGGGAAGACGACGUUUUCGUGAGAAUCAUAAACGCUACUGUUUCGUAUGCUUACGAAUAUUUGGGAAAUUGUCCCCGUUUAGUGAUAACUCCUUUAACAGACAGGUGUUAUCGAACAUUGAUUGGAGCGUAUUCUCUGCACCUGAACGGAGCGCCUGAAGGACCGGCAGGAACGGGAAAAACCGAGACAGUCAAGGACCUCGCUAGAGCACUGGCGAUUCAGUGCGUCGUUUUCAAUUGUUCAGAAGGUCUCGAUUACAAGAAUAUGGGAAAAUUCUUCAAAGGACUCGCAUCUUGCGGAGCUUGGGCCUGUUUCGAUGAAUUCAAUCGAAUUGAACUCGAAGUAUUGUCAGUGGUAGCUCAACAAAUUCUCUGCAUCAUUCAAGCGGUUCGAGGGAAUUUCGAGAAAUUUAUCUUCGAAGGCACCGAAUUGACGCUCAAUCCUGCGGUCUACGUGUGCAUUACAAUGAAUCCGGGUUAUGCCGGUAGAUCCGAGCUGCCGGAUAAUUUGAAAGUACUUUUCAGAACUGUCGCGAUGAUGGUUCCGGAUUACGCGAUGAUUGGAGAAAUAUUUCUCUACUCGUCAGGUUUCACGAAUGCAAGAGUCCUGUCGGUAAAAAUUGUCACGACCUACAAACUCUGCUCGGAGCAACUUUCAUCACAGUCGCACUACGAUUACGGAAUGCGAGCCGUGAAGACAGUUUUAAUAGCAGCUCAGAAUAUGAAACUAAAAUAUCCGAAUGAGGACGAAAUGAUUCUGAUGCUAAGAUCCAUAAUCGAUGUUAAUUUACCGAAAUUUCUAGCUCAUGAUGUUCCGCUCUUCGAAGGGAUAAUUUCGGAUUUAUUUCCUGAUACAGCGUUACCGACUCCUGAUUAUGAGGUACUUUUGAAAGCCAUUGAGGAGGUGAUGAGAAGAAGAAAUCUACAACCAGUGGACGGAUUUUUGUUGAAAAUUAUUCAAGUCUUCGAGAUGAUGAUCGUGAGACAUGGAUUUAUGCUAGUCGGUGAUCCUUGUGGAGGAAAGACGACUUGUUUGAGAACUCUCGCGGAGACGUUGACUUUGAUGCAGGAAUGGGGUGACGAGAAUGGAGCGAAAACGAAAUUUUUUACUAUGAAUCCGAAAGCAAUUACGAUGGGUCAACUUUAUGGACAAUUCGAUCCUGUGUCUUCGGAAUGGACGGAUGGAAUUUGUGCGGUAGCGUUUCGUGACUACUGCUCGGAGGAGAGUGUGGACAGAAAAUGGUUGAUCUUUGAUGGACCGGUCGAUGCGGUUUGGAUUGAAAAUUUGAACACAGUUCUGGACGAUAAUAAAAAAUUGUGUCUCACCUCAGGAGAAGUGAUGCAGAUGACAAACGUAAUGUCCAUGAUAUUUGAGGCAAUGGACCUCCUGCAGGCGUCUCCCGCCACUGUCUCACGCUGCGGAAUGAUUUACAUGGAACCUCACAUUUUAGGCUGGCGACCUUACGCUAAAUCUUGGAUCAAAAAUAUUGAUAAUCGCUGGAGAGAAGGUCACGAAGAAUUUCUUACCGAAAUUCUCGAAUGGCUCAUCGAUCCCUGUUUGGAAUUCACUCGAAAAAAAUGUCGACUAACAGUCACAGCUGGUCAAAUUAAUCAAGUAAUAUCAACUCUGAAUUUAUUGGAAAUGUACAUGAAGGACGCAAUAGACGAGGCUCAACAAGAAUACGAAGAUUACAUCAUCUCCUGGAUUCAAGCUUCCACCCUCUUGGCAAUUGUUUGGGGAAUCGGCGGAACUCUAGAUUCAGAUUCCCGCGACGCUUUCAAUGAAUACUUUCUAUCUUUCUGGAAAAACGAACAACCCGGAUUUUCUCCCCCAGGAAAAAUAUCGGAAGCAUUAAUCUCAUUGCCGUCCGAUGGUAUAAUUCACGACAACUAUUACCUGUUCAAAGGAAAGGGAGCUUGGAAAAAUUAUGCCGAUUUGGCAAAAAUUGAAAAACUUGUCGAAACUCAGAGUAUGAGUCAAAUGGUGGUGCCAACUAUCGAUACCAUGAAGUAUCAGAAUUUAUUUUUGAGACACAUAAAGAGUAGGAAGAGAUUUCUCUUGUAUGGCGAAACGGGAACUGGAAAGACAUUUUACAUUCAGGAUUUGAUGAUGAAUAAAUUGGAGGAGGAGAAAUAUCUUUCGAAUUUUAUAACGUUUACGCCAAAAACAACGGCUGCACAAACUCAGGAAUUGGUGCUUUCCAAACUUUUUAAGAGGAGGAAAGGACACUAUGGACCAAUGGGAGGAAGUUAUUGUUUGGUGUUCAUUGACGAUGUUAAUAUGCCUAGUAAGGAGGUCUAUGGUGCGCAGCCUCCCAUUGAAUUGCUCAGGCAAUUUUUCGAUCAUGAACAAUGGUUUGAUUUGAAAGAACCAUUUGCGAUUCAACUCUACGACCUAAUGUUCAUGUGCGCAAUGGCGCCACCAGGAGGCAGUCGGCAAGAGAUCUAUCACAGAUUUCUGAGACAUUUCAAUUUGUAUUCAAUCAACAAUUUCUCGAGGGAGAGUAUUUUCAAAAUAUUCACCAGCGUGGCUCUAAUCGGACUGAAAAGAAACGGCUUUGCGACAGACAUUAUCACGACGGUGAAUAGCGUCAUAAAUGCAACAAUUUCAGUCUUCAACAGCGCAAUCAGUGAUCUCAGACCAACGCCAGCCAAGUCGCAUUAUCUAUUCAAUCUAAGAGAUUUUGCUAGAGUCGUCACUGGUUGCACGAUGAUCAAGAAGGAAUCGGCUGAGACGAAAACAGUGUUUACUCGACUCUGGGUACACGAGAUUUUGCGCGUUUUUGGCGAUCGUCUCAUAGACACGAGCGAUCGAGUUUGGCUUUUUGAAAAAUUGAAAGACACAGUUCUUGGGGUUUUUAAGGAAUCGUUUGAUUAUGUUUUUGACGAUUUGCCUAAAUUUGGUGAUCAAUUGACUGAAGAGAGUAUGAAGAGUUUGAUAUUUGGUGACUUUAUGGAUGUUGAUGCGAUACCGGAGGACAGAAAGUAUGAGGAAAUUGUGUCGAUGGAGGAGUAUAAAAAUGUGGCUCUGUCUUGUUUGGAGGAUUAUAAUAAUACUCAUAGGAAUAAAAUGAAUAUUGUUCUGUUUCGAUAUGCACUGGAGCAUCUUGCUCGGAUUUGUAGGAUUAUUGCAACUCCUGUCGGAAGUUUGCUGAUGGUGGGCGUUGGUGGAUCUGGAAGACAAUCUUUGACGAGACUCGCAGCAAGUAUGGCUGGUUACGCACUAUUUCAACCGGAAAUAGGCAGUGCCUACGGUGUCAAUGAAUGGCGAGAUGAUCUAAAGAAGGUUUUGAAAAAUUCCGGAGGAACGGGAAAAGAUUUGGUAUUUCUCUUCACCGAGGGUCAAAUUAAGGAAGAAGUAUUUUUGAGCGACAUCGAUAGUCUUCUGAAUUCCGGAGAAGUGCCGAAUCUUUUCUCAGUGGAAGAGAAACAGGAAAUUAUUGAAAUGACAAGAUUGGCGGCUCAAGGAGGAAAUCGAAAUUUGGACAUAUCGAUAAUGUCGGUACUGGGAUUUUUCGUAAAUCGCUGUCGAGAGAAACUGCAUCUUAUGAUUUGCUUCAGUCCCGUUGGAGAAUCAUUUCGAACUAGAUUGCGACUCUAUCCGAGUUUAGUUAAUUGUUGUACAAUCGAUUGGUUCGAAAUAUGGCCCGAGGAUGCAUUAGAGCAAGUUGCUGUUAGAUUCAUAACGGAUUUGAACGUUACGGAGAGUGUGAAGACAAAUGCUGUUGUUGCUUGUAAAUAUUUUCAUAUCUGCGCAAAGGAUAUUAGUACUCGAUUUUAUGAAGCGUCGGGGAGAAAAACUUACAUCACUUCGGCUGCUUUUUUGGAUCUGAUCAAAGCUUACAGGGAUUUGACGAAUUUGAAACAAGAGGAACUGAUUCUCGCCAGAGAUCGGUAUUUGAAUGGUUUGGACAAACUGGAUUACGCUGCGCAACAAAUUGAGAAAAUGAAAAAGACCCUUUCAGCCUUAAGACCUGAACUGGAAAAUUCGGCCAAGUUGACGACAGUGACGAUGAAGAAAAUCGAAAGUGAGAAUAUUGCGGUUGAAAAGGCGACAAUUUUGGUGAAGAAAGAUGAAGUUGUGGCGAAUGAACAGGCAGAGAUUGCAGGAGCUCUGAAAGCAGAAUGUGAAGCUGAUUUGGCAGAGGCUUUGCCAAUUCUCGAGGAAGCGAUAGCUGCUUUAAAUACAUUAAAACCUGCGGACAUAACAUUGGUGAAGUCGAUGAAGAAUCCUCCUCAGGGAGUUAAACUCGUCAUGGCGGCGGUUUGUGUCAUGCUGAAUGUUCCUGCAGACAGAUUGACCGAUCCAACAAGUGGCAGAAUUGUUCUAGACUAUUGGGGUCCGAGUAAACGAAUUCUCAACGAUAUUGAAUUUUUGCACUAUUUACGAGAUUACGAUAAGGACAAUAUUCCCAUUCAAACCAUGCAGGUAAUAAAACGUGUUUAUCUAAAGGAUAAAAACUUCGAGCCUCGCAUAGUUGCAAAAGCUUCUUCAGCCGCCGAGGGUCUCUGCAAAUGGGUGCGAGCCAUGGUUCUGUACGAUAAAGUCGCGAAAGUUGUUGCUCCAAAAAGGGAGAAACUCGCGGAGGCAGAAAAAUCAUUUCAGAAUGUUAUGAAUAUUCUAAACGAGAAACGACAAGCAUUGGCUGAACUAAAUGAAAAAUUAGCGGCCCUGAAUGUCAGCCUUCAAAAUAUUCUAGCGAAGAAAAUAGAUCUUGAAAACCAGGUGACAAAUUGUAAAAAUAAGCUAAUGCGAGCUGAAAAAUUAAUAAGUGGCUUAGGAGGAGAAAAAGAACGUUGGAUCCUAUGCGCAGAAAAUCUCCAAAAAUCAUUCGAUACUUUACCAGGCGAUAUUCUAAUUUCCUGCGGUAUGAUCGCCUAUUUGGGACCAUUCACAACAGCCUAUCGAGUAGAAAACAUCGAAAAGUGGAGGAACUACGUAAAAGGCUUAAAAAUACCCUGCUCGGAUGAAUACAACUUCAUUGAAGUUCUAGGCUCCGAAAUAAAGAUAAAUUCCUGGAAUAUCUUUGGAUUGCCACGUGAUUCAUUCUCAACCGAAAAUGCAAUUAUAAUGGACAAUUCAAUGCGAUGGAGUCUUUUCGUUGAUCCUCAGAGUCAAGCCAACAAGUGGAUUCGGCACAUGGAGAAGGCGAGUGAACUGGAAGUUGUUAAAUUAACAGAUUCUAACUACAUGGACAUUAUAGAAACCUGCAUUGAAUAUGGAAAGCCGGUUUUAAUCGAAAAUAUCGGAGAAACACUGGACGCACCUCUCGAUCCAAUUUUGAUGAAAAAUAUUUAUAAAAUUGCGGGAACUUGGUACAUAAACUUGGGAGAGAAGAGUAUUGAGUAUAAUUUGAAAUUUCGAUUCUACAUGACAACGAAAUUACGAAAUCCUCACUAUUUACCGGAAGUUUAUAAUAAAGUGACGUUGAUUAAUUUCGCGUUGACUAUCGAAGGACUGGAGGAUCAAUUAUUGGGUAUUGUGGUGGCGAAAGAGAGACCUGAUCUUCAGGAGAAACGGGAGUAUUUGAUAGUGCAAAGUGCUGCGAAUAAGAAGGCACUCAAGCAAGUUGAGGAUCAUAUUUUGAAAACUUUGUCUGUCUCGGGUGCGAGUAUUUUGGAGGACGAGGAAGCAAUUGAAAUUUUGGAUUCUUCGAAAAUUCUUUCCAUUGAUAUUCUUAAGAAACAAGAAUCGGCGAAAGAAACUGAGGCUAAGAUUGAAAACUUCAGACAGAGUUACAGACCAAUUGCGAAAUAUGUGUCUUCGUUGUAUUAUACUAUCACAGAUUUGCCGAAUAUUGAUCCUAUGUAUCAGUAUUCUUUAGCUUGGUUUAUUAAUCUUUAUGUUUUGUCGAUUGACACUGCCAGCAAGAGCAAAAUUCUAGAGAGAAGAUUAUAUUUUUUGAGAGAGGCCUUCACUUACAGUCUGUAUCAAAACGUCUGUCGUUCCUUGUUCGAAAAAGACAAGUUGUUGUACUCGUUCGUUUUAUGCACAACUAUUCUUCUGGCAAACGAAGAAAUUAAUAGAGAUGAAAUUAUGUUCUUCCUGACCGGAGGAAUAGCACUGGGAAAUGAAUUAGAAAAUCCAGCAUCCAGUUGGCUGUCUGAUAAAUCUUGGGAUGAAAUAUGUCGCGUUGGUUCUUUGAAAUCUUUCACAAAUUUCAUGGACAGCUUCAAAAAGAAUACAAGCCUUUGGCAGAAAUUUUACGAUUUGAUGAAUCCACAAAAUUCUCCUCUACCAGAACCUUGGGAGAAAAAUCUGACCAUGUUUCAAAAAUUAAUCGUUAUGAGAUUAAUUAGACCUGACAAAGCAGUCGCAAAGGUGAUGCAAUUUGUGGAAACAGUAAUGGGAAUGAAAUUUGUAACACCACCGCCAUUUGAUCUUGUAAAGUCGUACGCGGAUUCAAAUUGCUUGAAUCCCUUGAUAUUCAUUCUUUCCCCCGGAUCAGAUCCAAUGAGUUCUCUGUCGAAUUUUGCCGACAAUAUGGAAUACACCUCGAGAUUUACUUCAAUUUCCCUAGGACAGGGUCAGGGUCCAAUUGCUCGAAAACUCAUUGAACAAGGACAAGCCGAUGGAUCGUGGGUCUGUCUUCAAAAUUGUCAUCUCGCCGUCUCGUGGAUGCCGGAACUUGAAAAAAUAUGCGAAACAUUCGACGCAAGAAAUACUUCUGUCAAUUUUCGUUUGUGGUUAACCAGCUAUCCUUCGGAUAAAUUUCCGAUUACGGUUCUACAAAAUAGUGUUAAAAUGACAAAUGAACCGCCAACUGGAUUGCAGUCGAAUUUAUUACGAUCGUACAAGUCGGAACCGGUCAAAAAUCCCGAAUUUUUCGAGGGCUGUCCUGGAAAGGAGAAAACUUUUACGAGAUUGUUGUACAGUUUGUGUUUUUUUCACGCUGUUGUGCAAGAAAGACGAAAUUAUGGAUCGCAAGGGUGGAACAUUGCAUAUGGUUUCAACGAGUCGGAUUUCCAAAUAUCUGUUCAACAACUUCAAAUAUUUAUCAACGAUUAUGAAGAAGUGCCCUUUAAGGCAAUUUUAUAUUUAACUGGUGAGUGUAAUUAUGGAGGGCGAGUCACUGACGACAGAGAUCGAAGAUGUAUAAAUACAAUUCUUUUGGAUUUUUACAAUACUGACGUGAUUACAAAUUCGCAGUAUACUUUUUCAAACGUUGGACCAGAAUAUGCUCUUCCUAAAAGGAACGAGUAUAAGGAUUACAUUAAACAGAUCGAAUCCAUUCCUUUCACAACUCAACCCGAAGUACUUGGACUACACAUGAAUGCUGGAAUAACAAGAGAGUUGGAUAUUUCGAAAAACUUUUUCGAUUCGAUGGUUCAAUUACAAGGAACAGUGUCAAUUGGCGAAAUUUCAAAACAAGACGAAUUGCUCCUCAAUAUAAAAAACGAUAUUUACGACAGGCUUCCAAAUUUAUUCGACAUAGAGGAGGCACAAAAAAAAUAUCCUGUCGACUAUAUGGAAUCAAUGAAUACUGUUCUGACUCAAGAAAUGGAAAGAUACAAUAUUCUUCUGUAUGAAGUCAAAAAUUCACUGGCAAUGCUCGAGAAGGCAGUUAGAGGACUGAUAGUGAUGACUCCUGCUCUAGAGACACUUUCCUCUUACAUGUUGAAUUCAAAACUUCCUCCAACUUGGGCGAAAGCAAGUUCAUAUCCAAGUUUGAAACCUCUUCCGAGUUUUAUCAAUGACUUUCUCGAGCGACUUAAUUUUAUUUCGAAAUGGCUGGAAAAUGGAAAACCAUCUACUUUCUGGAUAUCUGGUUUUUCGUUUGUACACUCUUUCUUAACGGGUGCCACACAAAAUUUUGCGAGGAAAUACAAGAUACCUAUCGAUCGAAUUGGCUUCGAGUUUCAAGUACUGUCAAAAUUUGAAUCGAAAACUGCGCCAGCAGAUGGUGUUUACACCUACGGUAUGUUUCUUGUUGGGGCGAGAUGGGAUCUUGAGAAAAUGAAACUCACGGAGAGUAUUCCAAAAGUUCUUUGGGACGAAAUGCCUUUAGUUUGGUUCAAGCCUAUGGAAACAAUGAAUAUUCAAAUUCGGGAACGAUACGAGUGUCCGUUAUACAUAACUUCAGCUCGAUUUGGUGUUUUAAAGACUACCGGUCAUUCUUCUAAUUAUGUUCUGUCGAUUUUGCUAGAUACUGAUUUAGACGUAAGGCAUUGGAUAAAAAGGGGUCUUGCACUUUUAUGUCAACUUGAUGAUUAAAAAUUGAUUUAAAUUUAAUAGAUGAAUAUUAAAAGAUUAAUUUUAAUGGAUAAAUAUUAAAAGAUUGAUUUUAAUAGAUAAAUAUUAAAUACUUCAUUUACUUUUUAUUAUUCAAUCUUCGUUUUCUUUAAAUAUUUCGAAAGUCGUGCUACAAAAGUGCAGAAUAGAAAGGAAAUGGUAAAAAUUUUCGGAAAUGCCCACAAUUUUCAUCUUUUUCCAAAAAAAACGGGCCAA
Leptopilina heterotoma is the source of this 12182-nucleotide messenger RNA. RefSeq names its product dynein axonemal heavy chain 12 (gene Dhc62B). Gene Ontology annotation, biological process: microtubule-based movement. Bases 132 to 11948 code for a protein of 3938 amino acids. Gene Ontology annotation, molecular function: dynein intermediate chain binding; minus-end-directed microtubule motor activity; ATP hydrolysis activity. Lineage: Eukaryota; Metazoa; Arthropoda; Insecta; Hymenoptera; Figitidae. The transcript is spliced from 29 exons. Gene Ontology annotation, cellular component: dynein complex. The record is from RefSeq and is a predicted model, not a curated record.